Molecule: messenger RNA, 5005 nt
Organism: Dendronephthya gigantea
Lineage: Eukaryota; Metazoa; Cnidaria; Anthozoa; Malacalcyonacea; Nephtheidae
Product: multidrug resistance-associated protein 4-like
Exons: 29
Coding region: 322-4380 (1352 amino acids)
Biological process (GO): transmembrane transport
Cellular component (GO): membrane
Molecular function (GO): ABC-type transporter activity; ATP hydrolysis activity; ATP binding
Source: RefSeq, a predicted model, not a curated record
CUUGAGUUUAUUUUUAUUCACGGCCAUCACCGGUGCGUUUAUACAUGUGAUGAGUGAUAAUUUUUGUGCGUCGCUUGCAGUAAAAAAUGCCUGAAUAAAAAUAAAGGGACCGUAGGCUUUGUGUGUUGUUUUCACGUGGAAUCAACAGCCAUCCCUCAAAAUUAUUUGUAUCGAACUAUCACGAGGUUCGACUUUGAAAUUAUUAUGGUUACGCAAGGAAGACACUUCAAACUCAACUUGCAUCAGCAAUUAUGAGGUGUAACGAAGGAUUGAUUCUUUAAAGUUACAAAUCACAUUUAGCGUAUACCUAGUAUACCAGUGAUGGGAAAAAGGAACGGGCAUCUGUUAGAAAAUCCUGCUGCAAAUGCCAACAUCUACUCAGCAAAUGUAUCACAGAGCUGGAUGAAUGGUACCUUAAAGAAAGGCAGUAAACAACCAUUGGAGGAAUCUGAUAUACGUGAUGUGCUGAAAAGGGACUCGACGCUGCACCUCGCGACGAAGUUACAAAGAGCCUGGGAUCAUGAGGUAAAAACAUCAAAGAAUCCACGUUUGUGGGUGCCAUUGAUCAAAGUUGCUGGUGUGAAGUACUUUUUUUCAUUAGUUUACAUCGUUAUAGAGAUGGCAGCACGUACUGCUCAGUCGAUAUUUAUUGGUCAGAUUGUAGCUGCCUUUUAUGUCGACGGAGUUGAUCGGAAGAAUGGCUACUUGGCCGCUGGCUUGUUGACAGCGUGUACUUUUACUGAGGCAUUGGCACACCAUCCUCUAUUCUUGGAAUCACUUAGAACCGGAAUGGAUGUCAGAGUAGCCUUGUCUGCGUUGGUUUACAACAAGGCGUUGCGUAUGAGCCAAGCAUCUUUGGGUUACACCGACACGGGUCAGAUUGUAAAUCUUGUUACGAAUGAUGUUCAAAAGACUGAGGAGGCAAUAUUGUUUGCUCUGUUUCUGUUUGCUGCACCUGCUCUCCUUAUUGUCGUUUCCUACCUUUGCUGGAGAGAAAUUGAAUUUGCAUUCCUCGUAGGAAUGGGUGUACUGCUAUUUCUACCUGCCCUCCAAUCUUGGCUAGGAAGGUUUUUUGCUUCGCUAAGGGCAAAGACUGCCAUCCUCCGUGACAGAAGAAUAAAACUUAUGAACGAAGUAAUAUGCGGUAUGAGGGUUAUCAAGAUGUAUGCCUGGGAACGUCCUUUUUCCAUGCUCGUUAGUAAGAUCAGAAGAGAGGAGAUUCUGAAGGUUCGGAAUACGUUAAGGCUAAACGCGGUCAAUGCUAUGUUUUACCUGACCACUAUUCCUCUAGUCUCAGCAGCCAUGUUUAUACCAUACGUUUUAACCGGGCACACGCUUACCAGUGAGAAAGUGUUUACGGUCAUCGCUAUCAUCUCUACAGUCAAUGUUGUUACGUCCGUGUUUGUACCAAAGGGUAUAACAGGCCUCAGUGAAAGUAGUGUUUCCUUUCGUAGAAUACAGAAAUUUUUGCUUCUCGAUGAAGGACUAACGUUGUCAGUGAAUAAGGUUGAGGGAGUCCCACCCAGUGUCUCUGUAGAAAAGGUGCAUUCUUCUUGGACUAAGGAAAGUACGGAAGAAACUUUAUCUGACGUCAGUUUCGAGGUCAUCUCGGGCGAGCUUUUGAUGGUUAUCGGGCCAGUUGGAUGCGGAAAGUCUUCAUUAUUAAUGGCGUUACUCCGCGAACUUCCAAUCACAAGUGGUUCUGUCCGUAUCAGUGGUCGGGUUGCUUAUGUUUCUCAACAACCUUGGGUUUUCUCUGGAACUCUCAAAGAAAACAUCUUGUUUGGAAGAACGUUUGAUAAAACGAAAUACGAAGAAGUCGUACAUGUCUGUGCUCUUGAAACGGAUAUCGCAGCUCUUUCCGAAAAGGACAACACGUUGGUUGGUGAACGUGGUGUAUCGUUAAGCGGAGGACAAAGAGCAAGAGUCAACUUAGCAAGAGCAAUCUACAUGGAUGCAGACGUAUAUUUAAUGGAUGAUCCACUUAGUGCUGUUGAUGCGCACGUGUCAAGGCAUAUUUUUAGCAAGUGUAUUCGUGGUAUUUUAAAGUCCAAAGUUUGUAUUCUUGUGACACAUCAGUUACAAUUUCUGAAUGAAGCAGAUCGGAUAUUAUGCUUACAGAAGGGAGCUGUCGUUGGCUAUAAUAAUUUGGAAAAGCUGAAGGAAGAAGGAAUUGAUAUUUUAUCGAUGAUCCGUGUUGAUGAUGAGGAAGAAGAGGGUCGUUCGUUCAGUUUAGAGUCUUUUAAAAACCAUGACCACCAAGUUACCUUUAAACAAAAACUUAAACGUAAUGCUUCGCAUUCUCCGGGAACAAAUAGAAAGAAUAAACACAAGUCUUUACAUGAUUUUGGUGCAAAGGAUCCAUUAUUGUCAAUCAAUGGUGGCGAAACAUUAAGUCGAACGCAGUCUGCUCAUGAUUUAGGAGCGUUCUCUCCAGAUCUAGUACAUCACGGAAGAAUAAGAGCUGCAACAAGCGUGUACGACCUUGAGUUAAACGACAUUGAAGAUGUUUUAAGUGUGGUUGAUGAAAAAGAAAACACCGAAAAUCGUAUUACCGGUGGUAUAAAAUUCAAUUUGUAUAAAGACUAUUUUCUCGCUGGAGCUAAACCCUUUGCAAUAUUACUGUGCUUCAUAAUCUUCUUUUCUGGCCAGGUGUCCCUCAUAAUAUCUGAAUGGUGGCUAGCACAAUGGUCAGACUGGGAAGAAACCACAGUAAAUAGCAACAACUCUGAUACUAUCAUUGAGGAAGAACGCACUAAAAAUAUAACAGUCUAUGUUGCUACAGUUAUUUCGGUGUUUAUCGUUUCAUUUCUAAGAGCUGCUUUCUGGUUUCAAAUAUUGUCCAGCGCAUCACGACACUUGCAUGAUAAGAUGUUCGAUGCCAUCCUCAAAGCUCCGAUAUAUUUCUUCGACACAAAUCCUGUUGGGAGAGUUUUGAACCGAUUUUCAAAGGAUAUAGGCUUGAUGGACGACAUGCUUCCAUUGGCAUUUUUUGAUGCUAUUCAGCUUGCAGUCUACGCUUUUGCAAUACUUCUUAUAAGCAUUAUUUCUCAACCUUACAUUGCUGUCGUCGUCGUGCCUAUUAUUGGUGUCUUCGUUUGGUUACGGCAAUACUUCGUUAAGUCGUCCAGGGAGAUCAAGAGGAUAGAGGCCCUAAGUCGUAGUCCUCUGUAUUCUCAUAUCUCCGCUACCCUGCAAGGCUUAGCAACUAUUCGUGCUUCAGAAGAGCAACAACAAUUCGCUGAAAUGUAUAACAAGUAUCAAGAUCGUAACACCUCUGGAAGUUAUUAUUAUUUAGCUGCCAAUCGUUGGUUGGGUUAUAGACUUGAUUUAAUUUGUGCAUCGUUCAUGACGUUUGUUGCAUUUAUUCCGUUUAUUGCUUACGAGGUUGGAAUAGGAGUAAAUCCUGUUCUUGUUGGUUUAUCGUUAAUUUACACAAAACGGCUAACUGGAAUGUUUCAAUUUUGUGUGAGGCAAACUGCCGAAGUUGAAAAUCAGAUGGUGUCAGUGGAACGAGUGCAACAAUAUAGCAAACUUGACCAUGAAGCAGAUCUGGAAAUAUUAGAUUCCAAACCACAAGAGACCUGGCCAGAGCGUGGUCAAAUAACUGGUGAAAAUGUUUCUUUUCGUUAUCAUCCCUCCCUUCCUUUAGUUCUAAAAGGCAUCAACUUUAAUAUUAAACCAAAAGAAAAGGUUGGGAUAGUCGGUCGUACAGGUGCUGGUAAAUCAUCGUUAAUAUCAGCCUUGUUCCGGCUUGCUGAACCACGUGGUAAAAUAUAUAUUGAUGGAGUGUCUAUUAAAGGGAUAGGGCUACAUGAUUUAAGAAAAAAACUAUCAAUAAUACCACAGGAUCCGGUUAUAUUCACUGGUUCGGUUCGUGAUAAUUUAGAUCCAUUUUCUAACCAUAAAGAUGUCGAAAUUUGGAAUGCAUUAGAGCAGGUUCAGUUAAAAGAAGUUGUCAAUAACUACUCUGCGAAAUUAAACUUUCAAAUAACAGAAUCUGGCAAUAAUUUAAGUGUUGGACAACGUCAACUUAUUUGCUUGGCAAGAGCGAUAUUGAAACAUAAUAGAAUAUUAAUUAUUGACGAAGCAACAGCUAAUGUUGAUCACAAAACGGAUGAAUUAAUUCAGGAAACAAUUCGGGAUAAAUUCAGAGAUUGUACUGUUCUUACUAUUGCACAUCGACUGAAUACCAUAAUGGAUGCUGAUAGGAUAAUGGUUCUGGACGCUGGUAGAAUUGUCGAAUUUGAUGAGCCUUAUGAACUUCUAAAGCGGCCAGACUCCGCCUUCUCUCUAAUGGUAACACAAACUGGAAAAGACAGUUCUCUUCAAUUACAAAGAAUGGCGAAAAAUGCGCAUGACAAUAGAGCGAAUCAGUAGAAUAUUUUAAUGCGUCGUUGCGUUAGAAACAGUGUUGUGUUGGUUGUUAACAACCGCGUUCAUAUUUACUUGAAUUUUUGUCAAGUCUUUUAGGUUUUUAUAUUCGUUCAGUUAUUCCAAAAAGACACUCAAACUCAUUGAGUGGGAGCUAGAUCUCAAUCACCUCAUAAAGAUUCCGUGACGGCAUUUUCACUCAAAUACUGAAGAGCUUGAUUUUCAGUUCUUUACCUAAAUCUUUCCACUGUUUAAGCAGUAUACAUAAGAGAAUUUCUACAUGUCACCUUGUCACACUCGAUGAGAAUGAGUGAGCUUUUUGAAUUUUCAAUUAAUAAACAAUUAUUGGCCAAAGGCGAGGUGAUUAUCGCGUAAUAAUCGAAUCGAAUUCGAAUCCGAGGUCAGAAUUUUCAAUAAUCAUCUUUGUAACUAUUAAAGUAACACAAAAGUAUUUAAAUUUCAACACUAACAAAAACGAUUGGAUAAAGAACGAACCAAUUUUGCAUCGUGCUCAAAUUCGUUUGGUUCCCGUGUUCACGCGGUAGAAAUAGUUGAAAAGUCAGGUAGUAAAGUUGAAUAAGACUAAAUCCUAAAAUAUAUUUCUAUUUUAUUCUAUUUACUAUCCAUUCAC